Molecule: messenger RNA, 2993 nt
Organism: Aplysia californica (California sea hare)
Lineage: Eukaryota; Metazoa; Mollusca; Gastropoda; Aplysiida; Aplysiidae
Exons: 2
Coding region: 9-461 (150 amino acids)
Source: RefSeq, a predicted model, not a curated record
UGCCCUCUAUGCUGGGCACAGGUAUGCCAGGUGCUAUGGCCGGUAUGCCAGGUGCUAUGGCCGGUAUGCCAGGUGCUAUGUCCGGUAUGCCAGGUGCUAUGUCCGGUAUGUCAGGUGCUAUGUCCGGUAUGUCAGGAAACAAGGCUCUGCCCUUGCCACCUAACCAGGCCCAAAUGUUGUGGCAACAGUUCUUCCUAUACCGCAUGAUAUUCGGAGAUGCUGCGGCCAGAAUGAUUAUGGCCGACAGACUGGCUACCAUGAUGGGAGGAAAUCUUAUCAGCAGGUACUACGCCGGCGAGUAUUUCGACACCCCCGACUCCUGGUGGCUCACCUCAUCCCUGAUGAACAGGAACCAGAACCAAGCUGGAGUGGGCGCGACUUCCGGAGCAGCCAACGUGCCAGGAGCUGCGCUUCCGGGAGUCGGCGCUGCUCUCGCUGGGGCAGGCGCUGGGUCCAUCUAAAAAUAACAUUUCGGAACCGUUAGACUUUGACAUCCACUUUGUUUUUUGUUUUUUUACUGCAGUGUCUAAUUUAUUAAUCAUGUUGGAUUUUCUUGGUUUUUUCAUGAACCAGCAGUGAAGGCGAUAUGAGUGGGGAGUGCUCGGUUUGAUUGAUGAUUUUGAUGAAGCCAAAAAUAUGUGUUCAUUGUGGUUUUUCAUUCCUAUCAUUAUACAUAUUUGAUGUGAAGAGUUCGAUCUGAUAAUUCAUCAUAGAUACAAUUUGAAAUCACAUUGUUCUUUUUUUUUAAAGGAUAACAAGGGAACCGUAUGACACGUAUGUCAAAUUUGAUCAUAUAAACACCAGUCUUUAUUCAGUGAACAUGUAUAUUCAUAAUUAUUAUUAAUAGUAUUCAUAGCAGUUUUUCCUCCAUAAAUACAAAACAACUAUGCGUUUAUAUAACUCUCUCUCUCUCUCUCUCUCUCUCUCUCUCUCUCUCUCUCUCUCACACACACACACACACACACACACACACACACACACACACACACUGUGAACAUUGAAAAAACAGAAUCCUAUGCCAAAACUUCUCACAAAACCUGUUUUCACGCACAGAUGACGCAUUAGCUCCUACUCUUCUCAUUUGAUAACAAAUCCAAUCUCCACCAUUCAAACCAAAGCGCAUUUUAAAGUUUUUGUUUGCUUGUUUGUUGAUUUCAUCAAAUUGUGGGUAUCUGCAUGAGUCAUUUCUUUCGUAAAUUUAUCAAAAAAUAUUCAUCAUGUCAACUUUCUUUUCCGUAUUAACAUUAUAACCAGGUUUGGUGAGACAUCUUUUCUCUCCAAUUUGCUCAAAGGUCUUUCCCGUCACAAGAUUCAUGUUGUUGUUGUUCUUGUUGAUCUUGUUGUUUUGUUUUUUAACCCUGAAUACAAUAUUUUUUCAUUUCAUUUUCAUUAUUACUUGUUAUGACUGACUUCAUCAUAUCACACAUCGCAGCACAAACACAAAUUUAGUAUCGUACAAAUCACACACAGGAAAAGCAGUAUCAAUAUUAUUAAGAUCAAGAGCCAAGUUGUGUGACGGUGCGUUCUCUUAGCAGGUUUGAAGAAAAGAGGCAGCUUUAUGUCUUUCAAUCUUGACGUCAAGUCAUUCAAAUGCUGUCCAAUGUUACAAGGUUUCGCGUAGUUCUGAAUAGAUUUAUACAUGACAUUCAUAUCCAGGAUUCUAGUGGGAACGCUCUGCCAUAAGACAUGCACUUUAAAAGGUCACCUAGUCUGUUCGGCUUGUUUUUCUCUGUGUACUGCUGUGUCUCGAUAUAGCUGGGAUGACUCAAUGUUAACCAUAUUAUUAAACUUGAAGAAAGUACUUUUGCCGGAAAGAAAUUUUAUACGCCCCUUUAAUACAAUGUAUCAAGUUAAAAGAAACACGCUUUCAAUGUCGCGACUUUAAAUCGGAUUUGCUUCUAACCUCUAGAACUAUUUUACAUAGUAAGAUUAGAUCUACAUAUUUCAUAUCGAAUAAAUAACUAUGUCUUGUGAAAGGGCUUAACUUAGUGUAACGAGAACAAGCUUAUUUGUGGCUACUGAAGUCGACAGACACCACUUCUCCGUCCUCGGCAGUACAAGAAACAUGUUGUUCUUUAGGAAGAGCUAUUCGAGUUUAUACACUGCAGAGCUCUUCUUAGUUCUUGACACUGUUUUCACUGUCUUCUUUUCAUGACUCUAUCAUUCCUUCCAAGGAAAGUGUGAGCUUGAACUCGCCGUCUACUUUAUAAGUAGGCCUUAUAAUUAUUUUGCUUAACACUUUUAGCUCGGUAAAGCAGCAGGGUAUCAGACAUUCAGAAACAGUUCGCUUGCGAUCGGUAAUGAAUCUUAUAAUUUACAUGUAUUUUGAAGUCAUAUGUACUGUAUGUCUGUAUCUAUCUGUAGAUGGAUGUUUAUGUGAAUAUGAACACAUGUGAUAUUAUGUGUGUGUUUGUGUGUACAAGUACCGAUAUGUUUACACAUUCACCCACAAGCUUGAGUACGUUUGUUUUUUUACUUUGUGCACUUGCUUUUAAAUGUAUUUUUAGUUCGAAUGUGUGGAUUUUUUAGUGUAAAGUAGUACGAUUUGGGGGAAUGUGACAAGGUAGGCGUUCAAAAGCUAAAUAUUAAAAUUUGUGUAGACGAUACUGUGUACCUUUAUUUUGUACGUUCUUUAGAAACGCUUUGCAAUAUAUGUCAUUCUUUUGUGAUUUCAUGAGAUUGAGAAGCUGUUGUUUACAGUUCCCCUAAGGUCAAAAGCCGUAUCGGUACUAAAAAUCACGAGAUACUUUUUUGUCACUUCGUACUAAAUAAGUGAAGAAUAUAUUGUAGGUAAUAUUAUCUUUAUCUUCGGCGUCUGAUGACAUAAAAGGUUGUGAAGAAAGAGAAAACCAAAAUUUAGCCAAGGGCUGGAGGAAAAUGGGUCUAUUUAGUACAGAGAUAAUUUGAUUUUUACAGACCUGUACUCUUUAAAAAAAUCAGGUCUGUUUCAUUGCAAUCGUAUGUAAUGUAAAUAAAGCAAACAAAAUACUUUA